AUGUAUCCAGGAGGACAACGCCACAUGUCGGGGAGCGACCCCUCGAGGCCGUUUCCCAUUCCACCUCCGCCACCGAUGCCGAGUCAACUCAGCAACAACCUCAUGUCCAUCCCUCCGCCUCCGCCGAGGCACCCAUCUGCACCUGGCGGUACGGGAGGAGGGACAAUGAUGAUCCCACCUCCUCCUGGCCCGCCACCGAACCAGCAACACCCGUGGCAUGGCGGCUUCGGACGCAUGUACGACAGUCGCGGCGGCAUCAACUUUCCUCCCCCUCCGCCCUCAGGUCCGGCCCAGCACCAAGCCUACAAUCCCAUGUCCCAUGCCCACGUCGCAGCCGGCACGACCCUAUCCAUUGCCCCGCCGCCGUCUAUGAACGAACAAAUGUCUGCGACCUAUAUCCCUGACGGUACUACUUACGGCGAGGGCGUCGGCAUCCCAGGUCUUGGGGGAGGCUUCGACGAGUCGUUGACUUACGCCACGACCCUGAACUCGUGGCCCACCGCCAGCCAAGGUACCACGGACGCCCUGAACACCACGCAGCCGGACGAUGCGGCCGCCCGGGCAUCUGGUGCGACCGACAACACGCGCGACAACACGCGUGACACGCCCAUCGUCUCCUCUGGUGGCUCUUCCUCCACCAUCCCAUUCGACCUGGCCCAACACUGGCCCAUGGACAAAGUGCUUCUCUGGCUCGCCGCAAACCACUUCUCGAAAGACUGGCAACAGACCUUCAUCUAUCUCAACUUGCACGGUGUUCGCUUCCUCGAGCUCGGUGUCGGUCACGGCGGCCGGGGCAAUUUCGGCAUCAUGCACCAGCAGGUCUAUCCCAGACUAGCCAUUGAAUGCACCAACAGCGGCACCGGAUGGGACCAGCCUCGCGAACGGGAAGAGGGAAGGAGGAUGCGCCGCCUCGUGCGUAGUAUCGUCACCGGGAAGCCCUCCGACGCAUCUCGGAUGCCUUCGUCCCAUGCCAGGAAAGAGUCGCUGAAUCACGGCAACACCCUGCACAGCGCGGGGACCGACCCAACAGAUUCCCCUGGCACCACCUUGGGCAUCAAAGCACCGGGCCCCGGUUUCGGUGGACGACGCUUCUCGCCGACCAGAGCCACGACCAUGCCGAUUCUGACCGACAACACGACGUCCCAGUCGAGCCGAGGAACCUUUUACAACAACGUGGACAGCGACGGGGAAGGCUCGGCCAGGCCUUCCGCCGCUCGGACAGAAAGCCCGGCGAGCCCGAAUCCCCAUGGGUUCUUUGGGCCCUCUACCGGAAAUGUGUCGGCCUCACCCCGCUCCACCAAGUUUGGUCAUCGCUCGAGGAAUAGCACCGAUUCGCUCUCGUCCAACACGGCGCGGUACGGCUCCGGUGUUCCGCAAGAGGCCUCGCAGCUCUUCCGAAACGGCAUGACGAUCAAUGAGAUUGCCGCCGGCGGCCAUAAUAGCGAAGGCCGCCGCACUUCGCCCGCAGACUCGGCUGGCGGCGGCGGCGGCGGCGACAAGUCGGCCGGUUCCGAGCCUUCCACGUCGGUCAAAGACGCGAGGGGCUUCCUGGGCCUAGGUUUCUUGAGAAAGAAGAAACCAAAGGACGAAGCCAUCGGGUACAGCCCCGACACCGAGUCCUCUCCCGACGACUCCUCCGUCGUCAGUUUCAAAACGCCGUCUGGGACCCGGCCAGGUAACGCGAGCGAGACUUCCUUGGAAAUUCGACCUUCCCCGAGUUUCAAUCUCGACUCUUUCAGCACGGUCCUGGGACUCUCUCCAAACGUCUCGCGGUUAGAGAGGACGUUCGUCCUCGCCACCAUGGAUGGCUGGAACUACCGCAUGUGCGACAUCACCAAUGGCGAAUCGCCCGCCGACAUUCGUCACAUCAUCUGUGCGGGUCUUGGCUUGACCGAUUCCCAGAACGCGCAGUUCUUUGCGACGGAGCUCGGCAAGUUCGAUCACGACGAGCCCCUGGACGGCCAGAAGCUCCUUGCGCAGAAGCGUCACAAGGCCGACUCGGUCGGGUCGCUCAAGUUCUACGUCCGGCCCGCCGGAUUCGGCUUGCAGGGUGGACUCACCGCAAACGGGAACGGCUUUCCUGCGUCGCUGGCCCCAGGCACGCCCCUCGACGGAGGAGGUGAUUCGCCCGAUCGCAUCAAUGGAUCGCGGGCGAGAUCUAGCUCGUCGCCACCUAGCGCAAGACCAGACGUCCUGACAGGUGACAAUGUCGACGGAAAGCUGCAGGACUCUAGCCGUUACCGUGCCGAUGUGGAACGGAAGCAGAGAGAGUACUUGGCCAAGCGGCGACAGGCGGCAGAGACGAGGGACAAUGCCAUGCACGCGCCAGAGGUCGUCGGCGGCUACGGCAUCGCGGGGCGCAGCGUCGACUUUGACCAGCCACGCCAGUCGCCCUACGACGAGAAGAGACCGGAUCACCUCUUCCCGGUACGGAAACCACCUGCACCACCCAGCGACCCCUCGGCCACGUUGAUUAAGGCCAAUUCCCUGAGCAAGAGGGGAGGUCUUCAUCAGCAGCGCUCCUCGACCGGGCUGGAUAGCUCGCGCCGGCCGCCGACGUUGACCGAAGAGGAUCGGGAGAGCUUCGACAAGAGCGGAAGGAAACCGUCAAGCCCAGCCAUGGGCACCAGCGUAGGUGCGGCGUUCGCCUCCAUGGGUAGGGGUCUUGGAGCCAUCGCACAGCCUGGGUCGUCAUCUACAAGUAAGCGGCGGUUGGGCUCUGACAACAAGAGCCAGUCAACGUCAGCUCAAAAGAAGGGUGCUCCACCCGGUCGUCGCAAGUCCCACGGCCCCGACUUUGACUUUGAGGAAACGGAUGUCAGCUUUUCGAGCCCUGCACGCCAAGCUCAGCCGUCCGAUGACGAUGACUCCGAAGACGAUUCGGACGACGGGCUCUUCGCCGUCCCGAUUAAGCAACCCAGUCGGAGCUCUGGCGGCGGCGGCGGCGGCGGUGGCGGCGGUGGUGCAGCCGACACCAGCCCCAAACGACCGACUCUCACGUUGAACACGUCAAGGUCGAGAAAGACCUUGUCGGUGUCAUUCACAUCACCACCAUCCGGAGGCAGCCCGGGCGGAAAUCAGAUACCGGAUAUGGAGGAAGAGGAAGCGGCGAGCGCGAGGAGCGGGCGUAGCUCCCGACGCACACCGAACACGCCGGGGUCCGAUAACUGGGACACCGAAGACGUCAAGCUCAGCCGACGCAAGUCGUUCGUGGAGAAGGACGUGUGGGCCAACCGGCCGACGGCUGAAGCGCUCAUCAACAACCUAGACGAUUUCUUCCCCAACCUGGAUCUGGACCAGCCAGUGCUCGACCCACCGGGACCUGACGAGCUGGGCCUUGCCGCCGGGAUCGAAGGGGCCCCGGUGCCAGGUCCCUGUCCCGACGUGGCCAAGGACAAAGGAGGCGUUGGCCCGUCGGCUGGGCCGUCGAGCUCUUCGGUUUCGCUGGCCCCGUCCAGGAUGUCGAGCGUCUACGACGACAACGACACGCUGGGGUCGGACGAGUCGACUCUCAAGGCACUCGAACGGUCCACGGGCACGAUCGACAGCGUCGCGCAAAGGAACACGCGCAAGGCGGGUGGGCUGGGGCGGAUGAAGUCGAUCCGCGAAGUGGCUCGCGGUGCGCACGAAGCGCAUAAGCGGCUGACGACGGCGUCGCAGCGGUCGGUGGGACAGGGCAGCAGCAGCACGUCGCUGAUGCGGAGGAAGAGCACCAAGAUGUUCAACGCCAACAUUGUGCAGAUCCGGCCGGACCAGCGCGGCAGCAUGAUGAUGCCUCCGCUGCCGCAGGAGUACCUGCCGAAGCGGCAGACGACGUUCCGGUGGUUCAAGGGCCAGCUGAUCGGCAAGGGCACGUACGGGCGGGUGUACCUGGGGAUGAACGCGACGACGGGCGAGUUCCUGGCGGUGAAGGAGGUGGAGGUGAACCCCAAGGCGGCGGGCGGGGACCGGGCGAAGAUGCGGGAGCUGGUGGCGGCGCUGGACCAGGAGAUCGAGACGAUGCAGCACCUGGACCACGACAACAUCGUGCAGUACCUCGGGUGCGAGCGCAAGGAGACGUCGAUCAGCAUCUUCCUCGAGUACAUCUCGGGCGGGAGCAUCGGGUCGUGCCUGCGGAAGCACGGCAAGUUCGAGGAGUCGGUGGUGUCGUCGCUGACGCGGCAGAUCCUGAACGGGCUGGCGUACCUGCACCGGGAGGGCAUCCUGCACCGCGACCUCAAGGCGGACAAUAUCCUGCUGGACCUGGACGGGACGUGCAAGAUCUCGGACUUUGGCAUCUCGAAGAAGACGGACAACAUUUAUGGCAACGACAAGAGCAAUUCGAUGCAGGGGUCGGUGUUCUGGAUGGCGCCCGAGGUGGUCCGGUCCGAGGGCAAGGGGUAUAGCGCCAAGGUGGACAUCUGGAGCUUGGGGUGCGUGGUGCUCGAGAUGUUCGAGGGGCGGCGUCCGUGGAGUAAGGAGGAGGCGGUGGGUGCGAUUUACAAGAUUGCCAACAGGGAGACGCCGCCUAUCCCGGACGAGGUGCGGGAGACGGUCAGUCCUCUGGCGCUGUCCUUUAUUUGGGAUUGCUUUACAGUCAACCCGCAUGAGCGACCUACAGCCGACGUGCUCCUCUCGCAGCACCCGUUCUGCGACAUGGACCCGAACUACAACUUUUACGACACGGUGCUACAUGCCAAGAUUCGGGGUAGGGAAUUUUAG
This is a messenger RNA of Sodiomyces alkalinus F11, 4701 nucleotides long. Its product is annotated as Pkinase-domain-containing protein. The transcript is spliced from 2 exons. Lineage: Eukaryota; Fungi; Ascomycota; Sordariomycetes; Glomerellales; Plectosphaerellaceae. Gene Ontology annotation, molecular function: protein kinase activity; ATP binding. Gene Ontology annotation, biological process: protein phosphorylation. The record is from RefSeq and is a predicted model, not a curated record. The coding region runs from base 1 to 4701 and encodes 1566 amino acids.